AUGAAGUUGAGCAACUGUAACAAGACAACAGGACAGUGUAACAGUUGUAAUAUUGGAUGGUACGGCACAAACUGUCAACAGAACUGUAGUGAAGGUUGUUUAAAUAAUAACUGUUCUAAAUCAGAUGGAACUUGUCCUGUCUGUACGGCUGGUUGGUUUGAUGUAAGAUAUUGUAACAAUGGUUGGUUUGGUAUAAGUUGUGGAUCAAGAUGUUCCAGUAAUUGUACUGCAGCGUGCGAUAAAUCAAACGGCACUUGUAAUGAUUGUAGACCUAAUACAGUAGGUCCAUAUUGUAAUUCAACAUGUGGUAGUGGAUGUCAACCAAUCCCAGGUAAUAUAACAUGUAAUAGAAAUGGUAGAUGUACCAGUUGUAUUAUGGGAAGAUAUGGUGAUAGAUGUGAUAAUAAUUGUAAUAUUACAUGUAAUGGUGGAUGUGAUAGAUAUAAUGGUACCUGUAUUAAUGGAUGUAUUAAAGGUAAAACUGGAGAAUAUUGUGAUAAGAACUGUAAUGAUAAUUGUAUUCAUUGUAAACAAGAUGAUGAUAACUCUUGUACUGAAUGUAAAAAUGGAAGAUGGGGAACAUCGUGUAAUGAAUUAUGUAGUGUUAACUGCAAGUCACAAAAUGCUUCAUCAACAGCACAAUUACCAUUAUAA
This is a messenger RNA of Patella vulgata (common limpet), 654 nucleotides long. RefSeq names its product multiple epidermal growth factor-like domains protein 10. Gene Ontology annotation, molecular function: scavenger receptor activity. Lineage: Eukaryota; Metazoa; Mollusca; Gastropoda; Patellidae. The transcript has 4 exons. The coding region runs from base 1 to 654 and encodes 217 amino acids. The record is from RefSeq and is a predicted model, not a curated record.